AUGGUGGGUCGAGCCCUGAAUUCCGACCACCUUGGACAGCCCAUACGAGCCGGUGACCGUGUCACUAGACCUCAAUUUGCUGGACAGAGAUCCCAGAGUGAGGUUUCUUUGCCAGGUGGGAAAACAGAGGAGGGAGACAAGGAUGAUGGUGACACAGCAACAAGAGAAGCGAAAGAGGAGAUUGGUUUGGAUCCUAAGCUUGUGAAUGUUGUCACUGUUCUUGAACCAUUUUUGUCAAAGCACCUACUGAGAGUUGUACCUGUUAUCGGUAUACUUAACGAUAAGGAAGCAUUCAAGCCUGCUCCAAAUCCGGCCGAAGUGGAAUCAGUAUUUGAUGCUCCCUUGGAAAUGUUCAUCAAGGAUGAAAACAGGAGGGUAGAGGAGAGAGAGUGGAUGGGUAACAAAUACUUGAUUCAUUUCUUUGACUAUGAAACCAACAACAAGAAGUACAUGAUAUGGGGCUUAACUGCUGAAAAUGAAACACCUGGAUGGACCCAACUGAAGCUUCCUGGUCAAGCUCCUUCUGCACGUUGUGGCCAUACCAUCACAUCUGGAGGACACUAUGUACUUUACCUGUAAAUUGAUCAUCCCAGUUGAUUCUUUUCAUCUUCGGGGAGCCGCUACUACCAUCUAGAUUCACUGUUAGUCAAACUCAACCUGAACAAUCGAAAUCAAGAACAGUGAAAGCUUGUGGCAAGUGAGAAGGAUGAUAUGAAUGAAUCACAGAAAGAUAUCCUAGUGUGGAAAAAUAUCCUUGUGUGGAAAGAUCUCCUUGCCAAGCCUCAUGAGUGGUGGGACGUCAGAUCGAAAGAGGGUUGAUGAAAUAAAAAUCACUAAUGCUUUACAAUAUGCAGCUAGUAUUGAGUACGUUAUAAGGUGGAGUACCAAUAUUAGUCUUUGGCUGCCUUACGAAUCACUUUUUCUCUCUUUACAAGUGCCAAUAUGCAACUUCCUCAGCUAGUUGUGCCUCUUCUAAUCUUUGUUUUUUCUUCCAAUUUCCAUCAGGAUACUGGUGGAUUGCAACAAGUGACUUUCAAACUUCAGUUUGCAGAGUCCACUCUUUUUGUUGAGGUUUCACGAGGUGCAUAAGGCUCAUAGAUAAAUCCUGGACUUGUCAUGGAAACUCUAAGAGCUCCCUGCAUAUAUCAUAAGGACAGCUUAUCAAAGAAGAGAAGAUGGUGAUCAGUUUACCUGCUUUGACAGAAACUCAAGUGUAAGCUGUAUAAGCACCUUUUCGAGAUCUUUUGGAUCACCACCAAUAUGUAAUGAGGAGAGAAGGGAUAAGGCAAAUGAGUACCAAGUUUGAUUCAUGGGUCUAGCUAGUAGCUAGGAAUAAUGCUUUUGAUUCAUGUGUAGGUAGUAGCUAGGAAGGCUUUCUUGUUUAGUACAUUAUCUAAUAACUUGAAUGUUUGGAAGUUUGAAAAACUUAUAUGAUAUGGAUUAGUGUGGUUUUAUGUGGUA
Molecule: messenger RNA, 1461 nt
Organism: Rosa chinensis
Lineage: Eukaryota; Viridiplantae; Streptophyta; Magnoliopsida; Rosales; Rosaceae
Product: nudix hydrolase 15, mitochondrial
Exons: 11
Coding region: 1-579 (192 amino acids)
Biological process (GO): coenzyme A catabolic process
Molecular function (GO): acetyl-CoA hydrolase activity; coenzyme A diphosphatase activity
Source: RefSeq, a predicted model, not a curated record